This is a messenger RNA of Fimicolochytrium jonesii, 436 nucleotides long. RefSeq lists its product as uncharacterized. The record is from RefSeq and is a predicted model, not a curated record. Lineage: Eukaryota; Fungi; Chytridiomycota; Chytridiomycetes; Spizellomycetales; Powellomycetaceae. The transcript has 3 exons. The coding region runs from base 120 to 377 and encodes 85 amino acids.
CGACAGAAUCGCGCCGUCCUGGAGGAUGCCGUCUCAAUAUUAGCCAGAAGAACGAUGAGAAGAGGAAGGACGCGUCGAACACUGACAUCGAUGCUCUUCGCUAUCUGCUUCUCGCUGCGAUGGCUCAUCCUUUCAUGUUCCUCGUCCCGAAGACUACGCUUGCUGUACACCAAGUUGCGGUUCGCUUCAUCAUGCUGCACCUCAUACUUUGCCAGGUUUUUUCCUGCGGAGUCGCAAGAUCAUCAAACGUCAGCUCAAUGGGUGUAGGCCGCUCAGGGAACGGUGACGAUAUUUGUGCAUACCCUUUUUUGAUUUCCAACGCCUUUGGAUGCUCUUUGGGAUCAGCCAGAAUCUAUGGAGAGGCCCACGGACGCUAAGCACAAAGCCAAACCAGUGCUCAUGAAAGUUGAGCACGUUCUCGGGUAUAGUCACCCGC